This is a messenger RNA of Durusdinium trenchii, 378 nucleotides long. The record is from the annotation of a GenBank genome assembly. NCBI's taxonomy places the organism in Eukaryota, Dinophyceae, Suessiales, Symbiodiniaceae.
GCAUCUUCAAGGUGGCAGCAUGGCUAUUUCAACAGGUGCUUCUACAGGGCCAACUACCAACGAUGUGAAGGCAUCGUCCCAGUUGAAGGCAUUCUCUGAUGAGUUUGUUCAAGACGUGCCUUCUUUCCAGCUGAGUUCAAGUUUGCAGAAGUUCGCCAUGCAAGCACAUCCUGUUGAGACUCCUCCGGUCCAUAUUGCAAGACCCUUGGCAAAGAAGAGUCAUCCUCCUGUUGCUCGACAAUUGUUCCAGGAACCUGAAGUUGAAGCACAGCUUCCCUAUCAGUUCUUUGAUCGACAUUCGCAGAGUGAUAUUGAAUUUGACAGCCAAGUCCAGUCACCAAGUCAGUUGGUGCCUCCUCCCGGGCCUGAGAUUGCUGC